UGACUGGCAACGUCUGUCCAAAGAGUAGUUAUCCUCAUCUCCCGACCUAAGUAUAUAAACUACUAUAAUAUUAGUUAUUACCACGAUUCUAUAGAACUAAAUAAACUUAAUAAAGUUUCUCAUGAUCGUGGAUAUUAAUUUAUUAUAACCUGUCUACUAUCGACUAUCGAGUAUCGACCGUGUGUUAUCACUUAUGCGCCGCUCAUCGACCAUUUAAGACGCGAUCACCGCGACGAAUGAUAAACUUUCAUAGGCUACAACUUCGAAACAGUCGAAACCAAGUUCGACUUCCAAAUUCUAACUUCACCAUAGUUUUCAGUGUAUCUAACUGCGUAAGUUUUUCAAAAUAAAGGUGGUCUGGUGCUAUUUGCAGGUAAUUUUUCUACAAAUCUUCAGAUGUUUUAUAGAUAGUGAACAUUAUGAUAGAACAUCAAUGUCUCUAAGACCUAGCACUAGUCGAGGAGAUGGUGGAUACUCUGAUCGUUAUGGUUUUAAUAAAAAGAUGAUAUUUAAACCAAAUGAUCGUGGAGAUAAUCAUUUUCGUAAGAGUUGGAAUGGUAAAAAUGACUUGGUCCAUGAUCAACUGAAAAAUAAAUUUUCAAAUCGAAAUGGACCACCUAGAUAUCACACUGGUCGACGAUCUUUUCCUGAAAGAAAUCAUCGUUAUGGUGGUCAUGGUAAAUACAAAAACUUAUCUUGGUCUUUAAAAGAAAGUAGCACUGGAUGGUAUUCAGUAUUUGUGCCAGAUGUUGAAGAUAGUGAUGAAGUUUUAAAAAUAAUACAAACUUAUAUCACACCGGUUGUAUUUUAUCCAUAUAAUAAACAAUAUUUUGAUAAUGCAUUAAGAUUUCUUGUUGAUGAUAGUGAAGUUGCUAAAGCAUUGCACAACGCUAGUUAUAAGAUAAUACAGAGAAAUGAUCGAAAAUUAACUAUAAAAGUGUCAUUAUAUUUGCCUCCACGUGGUCCUAUAUUAUUCACACCAGUAUCUAGUGAAGCAAAAGAGAAAAUGAUGGAGGCCAUGGAGACUCGUUACAAUCCUAGUAACAAGAGCUUGGAUUUGUCAAAAUUUUAUGCAUGUCCACUUUUUACCAAUAAUCAUCUGUUUAUAUCAUUAAAUCGACCAGCAGUUCUCUUGGCCGCACUUAACAUGGUUGCUCAACAUACCAAGCAUGACUUGUACGGCUUGAGUCUUGAAAACAAUCACAUUUAUCUAGGUGAAAGUCUCAAAUGGAUACGUAGGUUGUUCCCUGAACUGAAAGUGUUGAAUUUGGCUGGCAACAAAUUGUCUGAUUUAAAAGAACUUAAGUGUCUCUCAGGUUACACUAUUGAAGUGCUGAACUUGUCCAGAAAUCCCAUGUGUGUUACAAAGAAUAAGGAGGGCUACAGACGGGAUGUACAAAAAGUUUUUCCUAUGCUAAACAAGUUGGAUAACUCAGAUCUGCCAUCUCUGUACAGUUCGAUUGUUGGAUUCAAGUUUAAAAUGCCAAUUAACUUAGGGAAUUGUUAUCCAAUACCAGAAGGCCAUAAUCCUGAACUGCCAAAUCCAGUAAUGACUUUAGUAGAAUCAUUUCUCUCCAAAUAUUAUGAACGAUACGAUAACGAAGUGUCUAGACAAAUGGUUUCGGAAGCUUACAGUGAAAAUGCCAUAUUUACAUUAUCCAGUUGUUUUAUACCUAAAAAGAAUAAAGGUAGUUUGUCAAAGUACCUACCUGAAAGUAGAAAUUUUUUGAAAUCUGAUCAAAAAAAUGAAAUCAAACAUCGUUUGUUACAUAGAGGCAGGGAAAAUAUAAUGCACUUUUUAGACAAGUUACCUAAAACCAAGCAUGAUCAUGGCUCAUUCAUAGUUGAUGUUCCAUUGGCAACUACUUCAAUGGUUCAGAUUGUCCUAAAUGGUGUGUUUGCUGAAGGCUUUAAAGAAACCAACUGUAGGAAAAUAUGUCGAUCAUUUUGCAGAAUAUUCUGUAUAGUGCCAGUUGGAAGUGGUUUGAGUAUAAUUAGCGAUAUGUUUUUUAUUACCACAAUCAAUGAAGAUUUAUUAAUAGAGACUUCAAAACGACUCCAUGUUUUUAAACCAAAACCAGUUUCAUUAAAAAGGAAUAAUUUAAAUGGCAGUAGUAACCAAAAUAUAACAAUGUUUAUAGAGGAUACAGAUGGAAUAGAGUCAUCAUCAUCUUAUCAGCAACAACCCACAUUUUCAUUUGAUCGGUCUUUACCAGUGAUGACUCCUAUAAAUCCACAGCGGCCUUCUUACCAAGAAGGCAUGCAGACAUCUACUUCACAGAUCCACCAAAUAGCGCCUUCAGCAACAGUAAAUUUCCAACCAGACUUGCCACAGCAAUCAACUGCCUCAUUUUCUAUGCCCAACACAACAACUGUUUCAACAACUAAAUUUCCUACUAUAGAUCAAUUGUCGACUGAAGUGCCUGUAAAUUCGAUUAAGUAUGCCAAUCCCGAUAAGUUGACUAUGAUAAAGAGUUUCUCAAAUGAGUCUGGGAUGAAUAAAGAAUGGGCUGAAAAAUGUUUAGAAGAAAAUGGCUGGGAUUAUAUUAAAGCUGCUUCAAGUUUUUCACACAUGAGAUCUUAUAUUCCAACUCUAGCUUUCAUAAAUGAAUGAGUAUAAUUUGAUAUAAAUGAGUUUUAUACAAAACACAAAGAGUGCUACUUUAGAUGUCAUGAUGUUGACAUUGUGUAUAUAGUUGUUUUGGUUAUUUUUCUGUUGUAUAAUGUUAAUUACAUAAUAUUCACUUGCUAUUAUAAUAAAUAUUUUAUUUAGUUUUUUAGA
Myzus persicae (green peach aphid) is the source of this 2782-nucleotide messenger RNA. Its product is annotated as kelch-like protein 2. NCBI's taxonomy places the organism in Eukaryota, Metazoa, Arthropoda, Insecta, Hemiptera, Aphididae. Gene Ontology annotation, molecular function: RNA binding; protein binding. Gene Ontology annotation, cellular component: nucleus; cytoplasm. Gene Ontology annotation, biological process: poly(A)+ mRNA export from nucleus. The transcript has 14 exons. The record is from RefSeq and is a predicted model, not a curated record. Bases 434 to 2614 code for a protein of 726 amino acids.